Messenger RNA from Ostrinia nubilalis (European corn borer), 2604 nucleotides. RefSeq names its product dynein beta chain, ciliary-like. NCBI's taxonomy places the organism in Eukaryota, Metazoa, Arthropoda, Insecta, Lepidoptera, Crambidae. Gene Ontology annotation, biological process: microtubule-based movement. The transcript has 12 exons. Bases 1 to 2604 code for a protein of 867 amino acids. Gene Ontology annotation, cellular component: axonemal dynein complex. Gene Ontology annotation, molecular function: dynein light intermediate chain binding; minus-end-directed microtubule motor activity; dynein intermediate chain binding. The record is from RefSeq and is a predicted model, not a curated record.
AUGGACCUGCCGCCUGCCCCUACCCAAGACCCCCGCUACGACUUCAUAGGACUCUUCACGUUGAAAGCCCUUAAGUUGAAACCAGAAAAAUGGCUUCGAGUUAUAACUACAGAGGAGUACAAAGCCGUAGUGGACCAGUUCCUCAACCAGCCUCUGCCUUUGCUGUUGGUAGUAGUGUUGACGAAUGCCAACCAGCUCGUCCCGGUGGUGUCCUUUCCGUGCAAUUUGAAGAACAAGUCAUGUUACUUUGUGAAGUCCAUGCCAGAUGUCGUCCCGAAGGAAGGGUGUGGUGAAAUGCUUAUUUAUGGUGAUCUGGCACCAAAACUAAUAGACGAACUAGCGUCUUUGGUGGACGAAAUAUUCGUGCCUCUGCUGUCGAACCCCAUCAACCACGAAGGGUGGCCCAUCGUCGUGUCCCAAGAUAUCCUGAAGCAGAUUCAUAAUUUAAAAAGCACUGUUAAUGAGGUAAAAGGCAAAGUUAACGGCCAGACCAUACUCCCUCUACCAGUGGGGGUAGAACUAGUUCACGAUGCGGAGAAGCAAGUGCUGAGAGGCGAGGAGGUGGAUCUGUACCUAAAGAGUGCCAUUGAAGGCGUCGUCAUCAAGUGGGCUCAGCAGGUCAAUGACGUCAUGAAUGAUGACUCUGCUCUGGCUUUUGAGAAUGGACAGAAUCCACUGCCGAGUGUUGAGCUCGCCUACUGGAGGUCCAGGCUCAACAACCUGAACUACAUUUACGACCAGCUGUGCAGCGAGCGCGUGCGCUGCAUGUCCGUCAUACUCGAGAAGACAUCCUCUGCUUACUACCCUUGCUACAGCCGAUUGUACAAAAACACCAUCUCAGCUUUAGAAGAAGCAAAAGAAAUCGACUUGUAUCUUCAUACUUUAGACAAACACUUCUUCAAAUUAGAAAUAGCCGAUUUCACGGAAUGUCAAAUUUUGUUUCGACCAAUGUUUCAUGUAAUUUGCAUGAUUUGGCGAGACUCCAAAUACUACUGUAGUUCUUCAAAGUUGAUUGUGCUGCUGAAGCAAAUAAAUAAUCUACUUAUUUAUACGGCAAAAAAAUGUCUUGAUCCAACAACCAUCUUUCAAAGUGACAUUACUGAAGCAGCGUUGCGCAUACGCUUAAGCAUUGAAGUUAUAAAGGACUAUCGGACCACUUUUGAUUAUUUUAAAGACAACUUGCAAAAAUACUUUGGAGAAAGAAAAGUAUCACCGUGGGUCUUCGAUACAAACGCCGUUUUUGAAAGACUGGAUAAAUUUUCAGAACGGCUCACUACUAUUCUGUGGUUUUUUGAAACGGUCUUAGAAUUCCGGAAACUAGAUAACAUAGAAAUAGGUGGCAUCAAAGGUAAAAUACUCAGUGGGGAGUUGAGGGAGAUUUCAACAGAAUUCGAAUCUUACUAUCAAGGUUUCGCGUCAAAGACUUACGAUGUUCUCGACCCUGAUGACGUAAGGUUUAUAGCAGAUUUCAAAGGAUUUCAAGAAAAUAUAAUUGAUUUAGAUUUAAAAUUGGCAACUGUUUUAGUUGAGGCUUUUGAUAACUAUCCUACACUGGAUGAUAUAUUCAAGCUGAUCGAAAUAGCUGGAACAAUAUUGGAUCGUCCUUUGAUAAAGAGUCAAUUCACAGCAAAGUUCGCUGAGAUAAUAGAGAUGCUGGACAAAGAAAUGACAGCAUGCGAAACGAAGUACAACGAGCAACUUGAACGUCUUGAAAACUUCGGUAUUAUGGAGAUUGAUAUUUACAUGCCUCCCGUAGCAGGAGGAUUGGCAUUCAUGUCGACGCUGGCUGCCAGGAUCACCAAGCCUGUAGUCAGCUUUCGCAAUUUGCCGCACCCUUUGGGCUAUAUUUCUGAGCAUAUGAACCCUAAACAUAAUCUGGCUCCAUUGUUGAACGCUCAAUUAGAACUUUUGGAUCCUGAAAUGGUUUUGGAUCCAACUUUAGAUGUAAAUGAUGAAAAAGGCUUAAUGGCUAUAUUGAAAGGGAUAAUUGAAGACAUACUAAAAAUGUCCACCCUCAUUGAAAGAAUCGACGUUUCUAAAGAAACAUCCUAUGAACACGAAAUUCUAAAUAAUAGCGUUAUUAUAGAAAUUAAAAAUGAGAUCAUAAAUGAGGUCGACAUCAGGCCUUUCUUGCAAGCCCUCUUAAAUUUGACUAGAAAAUGGGGAAAUAUGUACAAAGAACAUUUGGUAGAGCUUGUGACUUCAAACUUGACUGAUUUGGGUAAUUUCAUUCGUAAAGCUGACGAAGGACUUAUUCAGCCAGUAGUGGAAGGUGAUUAUCAAGCUCUCAUCAAUGUGAUGGGGUAUUUGAUGAACGUCAAAGAUCGGACUGAAGCUACUGAUAAAAUGUUUCAACCAGUCACAGAGACUAUCAAUCUUCUCAAGUUCUACUUGGUUGAUAUACCUGAGGAAGUUAACGUUUUACUUCAGGAACUACCUCUACAAUGGGCAGCAACUAAGAAAUUAGCAGGAACAGUGAAACAAACAGUUGCUGCUCUACAACAAGCUGAAGUUAGUGGCAUCAAAGAGAAAAUAAAAAUAUUUGACGCACUAGCUAUACAUUACAAGGAAGUGUUUAAAAGAUACAACGUAUGUAUUGACUGA